This is a messenger RNA of Drosophila obscura, 552 nucleotides long. RefSeq lists its product as uncharacterized. NCBI's taxonomy places the organism in Eukaryota, Metazoa, Arthropoda, Insecta, Diptera, Drosophilidae. The record is from RefSeq and is a predicted model, not a curated record. The transcript is spliced from 3 exons. The coding region runs from base 5 to 286 and encodes 93 amino acids.
UAGAAUGUCAACUAGAAGUGAACUUAUUUUAGUACUGAGCCUCUGCCUGCUCGUCAACUUGCUGGCUGCUCAUGCCCGACCCUCGGAGCAGAGUCCUGCCAGAUCGAGACGCGAUACGUACGACUGGUUUUCCAGCCUAUUAGGAGAUUACUUCGAUGACAGCGAUAGCGACUCGGAGGAGAUCCUGAUUUGUCGCAACUGUACAGUGGUAAUUGGUCAAAAAGGCCCGAGUGACAACGGUACUGAGACAACUGCUGCACCCACUGGUAGGCUCCUCCUGCAGUAGCUCCAACUGCUGCCCCUGCCACUCCUCCUGCGGUUACAACUGCCGCUACUCCGCCGGCUGCAUCUGCUGCUUCAUCUGCUGCUCCACCUGCUGAUUCUACAGCAGCUCCUGCUGCAGCCCCUGAAGCUACCACAACAGCUGCUCCUUGAGGAGCUUUCCAAUCCGUUCUCUCUCAAACAAAAGUACUCCUCUAUCCCUAGGCUGGAAAACGGGAUUCGGUCUACGCCUUUUGUUAUUAAAUAAAAUAAAACUUUUGUUCACGCCAA